Bufo bufo (common toad) is the source of this 2458-nucleotide messenger RNA. It is a transcript of the gene DNAJB12, whose product is annotated as DnaJ heat shock protein family (Hsp40) member B12. The transcript is spliced from 9 exons. Gene Ontology annotation, molecular function: Hsp70 protein binding. Lineage: Eukaryota; Metazoa; Chordata; Amphibia; Anura; Bufonidae. Bases 53 to 1159 code for a protein of 368 amino acids. The record is from RefSeq and is a predicted model, not a curated record. Gene Ontology annotation, cellular component: endoplasmic reticulum membrane. Gene Ontology annotation, biological process: cellular response to misfolded protein.
UGACGCGCAUGAGGAGCGCCGCCCACCAGUUCCUAUUAGCAGUGAUUCCGCAAUGGAAUCAAACCGGGACGAUGCGGAGCGCUGUAUAAGCAUUGCCAUACAGGCCAUCAAACUCCAGAACAAUGAAAAGGCCCUGCGGUUCCUGGAGAAGGCUCAGAGAUUGUUUCCCACCGACCAAGCGCGAGAGCUCAUGGAAUCCCUCUCAAAUAACAGCCAGCCCAAUGGUACAGAGCCUCCGAAACCCCGUCACCGGAAAAAUGUAGCCGAACCAAGCCCGUCAGCUAAUGGAGAGGCCGGUGGAGAAUCUGGCAAGAGUUACACACCAGACCAACUUGACGCUGUUAAAAGGAUAAAAGCGUGCAAAGAUUACUAUGAAAUUUUGGGUGUAACGAGAGACGCGUCAGAAGAGGACUUGAAGAAAGCAUACCGAAAGCUAGCAUUAAAAUUUCAUCCGGAUAAAAACCAUGCUCCUGGCGCCACGGAAGCAUUUAAAGCCAUUGGGACUGCCUAUGCCGUGUUAAGCAAUGCAGACAAGAGAAAGCAGUACGAUCAGUUUGGAGAGGAGAAAGCCAGUGCCUCGCGACACGGACACUCUGACUUCCACAGAGGCUUUGAAGCUGACAUUUCCCCUGAAGACCUCUUCAAUAUGUUCUUUGGAGGAGGAUUUCCCUCUAGUAACGUUCAUGUAUAUAGCAAUGGCCGAAUGCAUUACACAUACUCUCAGAGACCAGACAGACGAGAACAACGUGGCGAUGGAAGUCUUGGUAUGUUCAUUCAGUUGAUGCCCAUUCUGAUCCUGAUAAUUGUAUCUGCUCUAAGUCAAAUGAUGGUGUCCAAUCCGCCUUACAGCCUGAGUCACAGACCGUCUGUGGGUCAUAUACACAAGAGAGUCACUGAGCACCUUAAGGUCCCAUAUUUUGUGUCAGAAAGCUUUGGCGAAGAAUAUACUGGCAAUAAUCUAAGAAAUGUAGAAAGAAGUGUAGAAGAAGACUUCAUAGCCAAUCUAAGGAAUAACUGCUGGAAGGAGAAGCAGCAAAAGGAAGGAUUACUAUACAGAGCUCGUUACUUUGGAGACUCUGACCUGUACCAGAGAGCACAAAGAAUGGGUACCCCAAGUUGUAACCGACUGACUGAAGUCCAGGCCUCAAUGCAUGGCUAGUCUUAGCACAAUGGAUUAAGCACAGGCCCUUAUUUGGAUGUAUGGAGCAAAAGCAGGAGUUUCUGCAGCAAAUCUGUGGAUUCCCCCUUAAGGGUGUAUAAAAAUGGUGAUGAAGAACUUUCCACUAAUUCUAUUUGGACUGCAACCCAGUAGAAGUAUAUUUCCCAAAGUAUGGUGCUGUCAACCAUCUACAACGCAUGCUUAGUGCUUCGCCUGUUUCUUGCAGAUAUUCACAGUUGCUGGAAAUCUUUGGCAAUACACCUUGUUCCAAGAGACAUGUGGCCUCGUUUCCUGCUGCGGGGCCUGGAGUGCAAUGUUUCCUAGUGCGUUACCGACUCUUCAGCUUCAAUCUAAUUAAAAAUUCAGAAAUGUCAAUGCACAAUCCCCUUGACAUUUUUCGGCACUGGUUGAUGUUUAAGCAGGACUGUGAACGUUCUCUCUGCUUCCUCCGACGAUCCCCGAUACGUUGUCCAUGGACUUUACCGCUCAACUAGGAUAUUCUGAGCUCUGCAGCAGUUGGGAUGAACCUGACCACCUGUGCGCCAAGGAGCCAGAUCCUCCCCCGAGACUGUGGCCUGAUAACUAACCAUACAGGAAUCUGAAGACUUUUAGGACAGAGAUGAAAACAGAAAAUCUAUUUAGAAUUAAUUUAUAGCUGUAUAUAUGUUGUACUUUUCAAGAGAAUUAAUUCUGCAGAUAUUGGAUGAAACCACUUUAGCCAGUUUCUGCUCUUCUAUUUAAACCGUUGUGUGAAUUAUUGUGUUGGCAUUGGCCAAAGGCUGAGUCUUUCAUAUUUAAAGGGGUUGUGCCGAGUUUAUAUGUUAUCUCCCUAUCCACAGCAUAGGGGAUAACUAGCUGAUCGCUGAGGGUCUGACCGCUGAGACACCCACCAAUCCAGAGAACAGAGAUCUCGUUCCUCCAUUCUGAUGGAGCUGCAGGUCGUGCAUGCGUACUGCCGCUCCAUUCAUUCUCUCUGUGAGCAUUGGAGAUAGCCGAGCACAGUGCUCAGCUACAAUAAAAGAUGAAUGGAGCGUCAGGGUACGUGGUAGACCUGUCUCUCCAUUAGAGCGGGGGAACGCGAAUGGAGCGGCAGUGAGCAUGCACGACCUGCAGCUCCAUCAGAAUGGAGGAACAGGACCCCCGUUCUCGGCAAUGGUGGGGAUUUCAGCAGUCGGACUCCCAGUGGUCACCUAGUUAUCCCCUAUCCUGUGGAUAGGGGAUAUUUUAAACUUGGCAGUACCCCUUUAAGAUAAUUGCAUCUGACUGAUACAUAUUUAAUAAAUUUAGAGACUAUUUGAA